AUGGCGCCCAAGAAGCAGCGCGGGCAGAGGGCGGGGAGCCGGCCGGGCGCGGCGGAGGAGGUCGCCGAGCCGCAGCUGUCGGAGCGCGCGCAGUACCUGCAGCGCGAGCACAAGCUGCUCUCCGAGCAGCUGGACGCCUGCAAGGAGCGCGUAGACGUGGUCCUGCGGGAGAACGCCUUCCUGGACGGCGAGGCGCUGCGCCUGCGCGAUGAGAACCGGCUCUACGCCAGCUACGUGAGCGCGCGCGCGCAGCGCUGCGCCAACGCCGUCCUCCGACUGGACGACCAGAACCGCGUGGACCUGACGCAGCUCCGCGGGCAGCGGGCCGACCUGGAGUCGCUCUAUCGCGGCCGCGAGGACGGGGUGCGCGCGCAGCUGCUGGAGAUGGAGGCGCGUGCGGCGCAGAUGGCGCGGCAAGUGCAGGAGCUGCAGCCCUACAAGGAGCUGCAGCUGGAGCAGCUGGCCCGGAUCCGGACGCUGGAGCGCGAGCUGCUGCACAUAAGCGUGGAGCACACGCAGCAGCUUCACAGCGUGAAGGGGCGCUUCCUGGAUGAUAAGGCGGCCUUCGAGCGCGAGGCGCGCCAUCGCGUGCAGUCCCUGGCGCGGCGCGCGGAGCGGGAGGCGGUGCGCGCGCUCAUCACGCACACGCAAGCCAUCAAGGCCGACAACGAAAGGCUGCGCGACGAGCUGCUGCGGCUGCUCAGCCGGGCCCAGCUGCUGCAUGACACGCGGCGCCAGCUGCUGGGGCAGCGUGAACAGCUGCGGCGCGAGCACCAGGACACCUGGGACCUGGCGCACGUGCACAGCUGGCUGCUCCGGGGAUCCACGGGCCCGGCGCUGUGGCAGCCGCCGCCGCCGCCGCCGCCCGCCUCCCCUCCGGGAUCCUUUGCCUCCUCCACAGGCCCGUCGCACACGGCCUCCCAGAACCUGUCUCAGGUCUCUUCCCGCCCUGGCUCCCGGGCCCCAUCCUUGGCCUUCUCCCGCCCUGGUUCCCGGGCCCCAUCCUUGGCCCCGUUUGGCCCUGACUUCCGGGCCCCGUCUUUGACGCGGUCCCGCCCAGGCUCCGGGAUCUUUUCACGGUCGUCAUUGCGUAUGACCUCACACACCACUCCCUCUGCUAAGUCUGCCUCCGGAUCGGGCCCUCCCCGUCCCCCAGUUGAAGAAGACCAUGAACACUGACGCUGCACCUUGAAUCUUCCCGGAAGAAGACCAGGGUAGGGGAGAUCAGUACGCAGCACGCUUGUUUGGUGAGUGCAAUUGUUAAUAAAAGUGUCUCUGUCUCUGUCUGUCUGUCUGUCACACACGCACACACACGCCGCCGCUCUGGCACCGCCUGCCUUACUGCUCCAGCAUUUCCUACCGGCUCAGGGACCACUUAUA
Molecule: messenger RNA, 1380 nt
Organism: Pteronotus mesoamericanus
Lineage: Eukaryota; Metazoa; Chordata; Mammalia; Chiroptera; Mormoopidae
Gene: CCDC166
Product: coiled-coil domain containing 166
Exons: 3
Coding region: 1-1179 (392 amino acids)
Source: RefSeq, a predicted model, not a curated record